Cephus cinctus (wheat stem sawfly) is the source of this 740-nucleotide messenger RNA. RefSeq names its product pro-resilin-like. Lineage: Eukaryota; Metazoa; Arthropoda; Insecta; Hymenoptera; Cephidae. The transcript has 3 exons. The coding region runs from base 24 to 485 and encodes 153 amino acids. Gene Ontology annotation, cellular component: extracellular matrix. The record is from RefSeq and is a predicted model, not a curated record.
GUCUGGAGACACGUGGUUCACUCAUGAUGUUCAAGGUUUUAGUCUUGGCGAUGAUGCUCGCAGGAAUUCAAAGCGUGCCUCAAGGACCAGCAUAUCUACCACCAAGCGGUGGUACCGGGUCGCGUCCAACUGGAGGUGGUACAAGUGGUGGAGGUCAUCCAGACGAAUGGGCAGGGGACCCGGCAAAUUACGAGUUCUCUUAUGAGGUCCAAGACUCCGCUGCAGGACUGGACUUUGGACAUCGGGAAAUGCGUAAGGACGACGAGGCCACAGGAAGUUAUCACGUGUUACUGCCAGACGGAAGGACCCAGAUAGUUGAUUAUGUAGCAGACGGAGGUGGAUAUCGCCCUAUGGUACGCUAUGAAGGAACCGCUACGUAUCCAGCACCAGGAACCUCGGGAUUAGGAACAGGAUCAGGACCAGGAUUAGGAUCAGGAUCAGGAUCAGGACCAGGAUCUACCAGUGGCGAGGGUUAUAGAUACUAAAAAAAAAUCGAGUCAGAAACCUAAAUGCGAAUUAAAAAAUUUGUGAAUCUUGACAAAUGUCAAGUCCUUCAGAGAUCAUCGGAAUGACAUAUACAAUAGUGUAACAGAAAAAUAGUCGAGUCGUGGAAAAUUUCAAAGAGAUGCUCAAGCGAUCCUAUAGAGGUUCUUACUGCUUAAUGCAAAAUACUCUUACUAAAAAUACAAAAUGGUCCCUGGGCAGUAAUCCUGGAGGAUCAUACACUUAACUCACUGUAG